Messenger RNA from Raphanus sativus (radish), 1636 nucleotides. Its product is annotated as probable inactive leucine-rich repeat receptor kinase XIAO. The transcript has a single exon. The coding region runs from base 44 to 1480 and encodes 478 amino acids. Gene Ontology annotation, molecular function: protein binding. The record is from RefSeq and is a predicted model, not a curated record. NCBI's taxonomy places the organism in Eukaryota, Viridiplantae, Streptophyta, Magnoliopsida, Brassicales, Brassicaceae.
UACCAUCCAUUCGUUUCUCUCAACCCCACAACACAACAACAACAUGAACUCUUCUUCCUUCUCAUUUUUGAUCUUCACCGUUGUUAUCAUCCUCCGGUGCCUAAACCCCGUCAAAGCCGCCACGUGUCAUCCAGAUGACGAGGCAGGUCUUCUAGCUUUCAAAUCGGGUAUAACCCGAGAUCCUUCGGGUAUUCUCAGCUCAUGGAAGAAAGGCACUGCUUGCUGCUCCUGGAACGGUAUCACCUGCCUCACCGGCGACCGAGUCACCGCACUCACUGUCAGUGGACAGUCCGAUGUAGCCGGAAGCUUCCUCUCCGGCACAAUCUCCUCGUCGCUAGCCAAACUCCAACACCUCGAUGGUAUUUACUUCAUGAAUCUCAAAAACAUCACUGGACCUUUCCCACAGUUCCUUUUCCAAUUACCACAGCUGAAAUACGUUUACAUCGAGAACAACCGUCUCUCCGGUCCACUACCGGUUAACAUCGGUUCCCUAAGCCAGAUUGAAGCGUUUAGCCUCGAAGGAAACCGGUUCACCGGUCCGAUCCCAACUUCCAUAUCAAAUUUAACCAAGCUAUCUCAGCUCAAUCUUGGCGGUAAUCUCUUAACCGGAACAAUCCCUUCAGGGAUUGCUAACCUCAAGCUCAUGUCGUAUCUGAAUCUCGGCGGUAACCGUCUCUCCGGAACCAUCCCGGAUAUUUUCAAAUCCAUGCCGGAGCUCCGAUCUCUCGUUCUCUCUCGCAACGGAUUCUCCGGGAACCUUCCUCCGUCGAUCGCGUCGCUCGCACCGAUCCUCAGGUUCCUCGAAGUAGGCCAUAACAAACUCUCCGGGAAGAUUCCAGACUACUUAUCGAGGUUCAAGGCGCUCGACACGUUGGAUCUCUCGCGCAACCAGUUCUCCGGAGUCGUGCCGAAGAGCUUCGCGAAUCUCACCAAGAUCUUUAAUCUUGAUCUCUCGCACAAUCUUCUCACCGAUCCGUUCCCUGCUUUGUACGUUAAGGGAAUCGAGUCUUUGGACCUAUCGUACAAUAAGUUCCAUCUCAAAACCAUUCCGAAGUGGGUGACGUCGUCGCCGAUCAUCUUCUCGUUGAAGCUUGCGAGAUGCGGGAUCAAGAUGAGCUUAGACGAUUGGAAGCCAGCGGAAUAUUACUUUUAUGAUUUCAUUGAUCUGUCUGAAAACGAGAUAUCAGGGAGUCCGGCGAGGUUUCUGAACCAGACGGAGUAUCUGGUGGAGUUCCGGGCGGCCGGGAACAAGCUACGGUUUGAUAUGGGGAAGCUAACGUUUGCGAAGACGCUGAAAACGCUGGAUCUGUCGAGAAACUUGGUGUUCGGGAAGGUGCCGGCCACCGUUGCUGGACUGCAGACACUGAACGUGAGUCAGAAUCACCUUUGCGGAAAGCUUCCGACAACAAAGUUUCCAGCCAGUGCGUUUGCUGGGAACGACUGUCUUUGCGGUCCUCCACUUUCUCCUUGCAAAGUUUAGCGGCAGGAAAGCUCCAUUGGUGUGGUAGAUGUACCGUGACACUUGCAAGUUUAGCUCCAAAUAAGAUUUGUAUUAAUAAAACUCCAAAUAAAAUUUGUAUUAAUAACAAUAAACUAGAUUUAUAAUAUAUGUCAAUCAGUCAAUGAUAGACUUCCU